AUGGGAAUGCGUAAACUCAUCCAGUUACGAUCAAUAGCUCGCGAAAUAAGUAAUACCUUUGUUUUUUUUUUUCUCUUGUAUCUUUCUUUUUCUUCUUUAACAUCUUUUUCUUCUUCUUGUUCCCUUUUCCCUUCUUUUUCCCUCUUCAUUUUUUUCUUCUUUUUCAUAUUAUUUUUUCUUUUUUGUCUGUUUCGGCAAUGCCUUUUCCUUUUUCUUCUUGUCCGUUUUUUUUUUCGUUUUUUCUUCAUUUUUUCUUCUUCCAUUUCUUCUUCUUCUUCUUUUCUCUUUUCUUCUUCGCCUUCUUCUUCUUCUUUUUCUUUAUCCCCCUCUUCUUCUUUUUCUUCUUCCGCUUCUUCAUCUUCCUCUCCUUCUUUUUCAUCUUUUUUCUUCUUUAUCUCCCUCUUCUUCCGCUUCUUCUUCCACUUCUUUUUCUUCUUCUUCUUUUUCAUCUUCUUUUUUCUUAUUCUCCUUCUUCCAUUUCUUCUCCUUCUUUUCUUCUUCCACUUUUUCUUCUUUUUCCUCUUCCUCCUCUUCUUCCACUUCUUCUCAUCGUUCCACUCUUCUUGUUGUUCUUUUUCAUCUUUCUCUCCUGCUCUUUCUUCUUCUUCUUCUUCUUCUUCUUCUUCUUCUUCUUCACUUCCUGUUUCCAAAUAUAUUCUGUGUAGGAAAAUAUACUUUGAGCAGAAGUGGUGUUUUACUGGUUUGCUAGCUGACUUAUUCAGCGCAAAUGUAACAGGUAAAUUCCCACCUUUUCAUUGCCUCUGA
Acanthosepion pharaonis is the source of this 765-nucleotide messenger RNA. The record is from the annotation of a GenBank genome assembly. Lineage: Eukaryota; Metazoa; Mollusca; Cephalopoda; Sepiida; Sepiidae.